UUGACAUUGGUCUUGAAACUGAUCGUCAAAGAGCAAUCGCCAAUCUGAAGCAAACUUGUUUCGCAUAAUAAAACUUGAACAAAGCUCUAAAUAAAUAUACAACAUGAAGGCAUCAUUGCAAAGGUGUUUAUUUCUCCUCUCAAUUGGUUUACUAAUUCUAAGUGUGGCAGGGUGCAUUGUAAAACCGGGGACGUGGAUCGCCCUCCCAAAUAUUCCCGUCGUCCCACAACCGCCAGUCCCAGUGGGGGCCCGCGUCUGUCCCACGAACGCCUGCUGUCCAGGCGUGUGCACUGCUCCCGACACGUGCGUCAAUCGUCGCUGUGUGCCCUCCAAUGGUCCUGCCCCCCUCUGCACCGGAGCCGCCUUCCCUCUCACACCCGCCUGCGUUGCCCUGGGCUGCCUGGCGACCUCGUGUGGGGCCACCAUUUGCCCUGCCACCCUUCCCCAACUCUGCCCACCCACGCUCUGAAGGUCACCAGUCACGCAGGCUCCCCACAUAAUCCAAGAGUCCAACUACACAAGUGACCUCUCAGACCAAAUAGUUAUUUUGUAUCCUUAUUAUGAUCACUUAAUGCAGCGUUGGGUUACAUGAUAAGUGAAGCGAGCUUAGCAAAAGCGUCGUUGACAGAAUAAAAUUGUAAUGCAUUUAAUGACAA
This is a messenger RNA of Folsomia candida, 656 nucleotides long. Its product is annotated as keratin-associated protein 16-1. NCBI's taxonomy places the organism in Eukaryota, Metazoa, Arthropoda, Collembola, Entomobryomorpha, Isotomidae. The transcript has 2 exons. The coding region runs from base 104 to 469 and encodes 121 amino acids. The record is from RefSeq and is a predicted model, not a curated record.